Messenger RNA from Neltuma alba, 1146 nucleotides. RefSeq names its product protein LIGHT-DEPENDENT SHORT HYPOCOTYLS 6-like. The coding region runs from base 215 to 1129 and encodes 304 amino acids. Gene Ontology annotation, biological process: mRNA transcription; response to light stimulus. NCBI's taxonomy places the organism in Eukaryota, Viridiplantae, Streptophyta, Magnoliopsida, Fabales, Fabaceae. The record is from RefSeq and is a predicted model, not a curated record. Gene Ontology annotation, cellular component: nucleus. The transcript has 2 exons.
AGAGCGUGUCUCUUUCAUUCAUUCAUCUUAUGCUUUUUACGUCCCAUCACCAGAGCCUUCCCUUUUCAAUUUUCCCCUUCUCUACUUCCUCUUCUUCUUCGUCCUCUCUUCCUUAAACCUAAACCUAAAACAAAAACCCCUCCCUUCUUAUAUAUCUUCAACAUUCAACUGCCAACUGCCAACUAGCUCCACCGAAAAAUUCGUUGAUCUCAUCAUGGAAUCAGCAUCAGGAGGUUCCGGCCCCGGUGCAUCCGAUCCUAACAGCACGGAGGAUCCGUCGGGGAGUACCACCACCGCUGCCCCUCAAGCCGAGGGCUCAUCAUCGCCCGCGCCACCGAGUCGCUACGAGUCGCAGAAGCGACGGGACUGGAACACCUUCUUGCAGUACCUGAGGAACCACAAGCCGCCAUUGACGUUGGCGCGCUGUAGUGGAGCUCAUGUGAUCGAGUUCUUGAAGUACUUAGACCAAUUCGGAAAGACCAAGGUCCACAUAGCUGGGUGCCCCUAUUUUGGCCACCCGAACCCCCCAGCACCUUGCGCGUGCCCGCUGAAGCAGGCGUGGGGGAGCCUCGACGCCCUGAUCGGACGACUGAGAGCGGCCUACGAGGAGAACGGUGGACGGCCGGAGUCGAACCCGUUCGGGGCGAAAGCCGUGAGAAUUUACCUGAGAGAAGUCAGGGAAGGGCAAGCCAAGGCCAGAGGGAUUCCUUAUGAGAAGAAGAAGCGAAAAAGGCCUACGGUUACCGCAACUAAGGUGGAUGUCAACACGUCCGCAGGGAAUACUGGCAGUGGCGGCGACGGCGAGAGUAAAGAUGGCACUGCUGCUAGUGCCGCAAGCGGUGGUGCUGACGGUGUUGACGCCACUGUUAGCGGAGGUGGAUGUGUUGCUGCUGCCUCAGGAACAGGUACAGGUGGCUUCUCUUUACAAUUCGGGUCGAAGCAUUUUGUUGGCAUUAUAUCGUUGGCUUGGGCAUUAAGAUUUUGGCUUUAUUUUGUUGGUGUUUUUGGGAUUUUAACUCUUUCAUCACCUUCUUGUUUUGUUCCUUCCUUACCUUGCCUUUUUCUCUGUUCUAAGAUACCUAUAAUUGACAUUUCUUUCUGUGAUAAUAACACCCCUAGAAAAAAAUAGAGUCUACAAAGCAUCAA